AACACUGGAUGCGACUUGGACAACACCCACAAAAACAAGCAGACCAUGAGUGCCAUUACAAGAGAGGAGCAGGAGAAGUACUGGCAGAUCUUCUCCGGCCUCUCGCCAGUGGAUAAUCGUCUGACGGGCGAACAAGCGGCCGCCGUCCUCGCCAGCUCAGGCCUUCCUGAAUCAGAUCUUGAGCGUCUCUGGGACCUCUGCGACAUCGAUAAUGAUGGCAUGCUUGAUUUCGAAGAGUUCAGUAUUGCCAUGAAACUGCUAUUUGAUGUGCUACAAGGCAGUCUCUCCUCCAUUCCAGCACAGUUGCCGGGAAACCUCGUGCCGAGCAGUAAAGCGCAUCUCUUGACUGCUCAAAACGCACUCUCCCAUGGUCUCGAUAUGGAACGUGUGCCAUCGCCAGUUGAAGAGACAGACGCGCAAGGGAAUAGGUUGUCGGGCAACUUCGACUGGUACAUGUCACCCACUGACAAGGCCUCCUAUGAAUCCAUCUACAACGCCAAUGCAGAUCGUCGCGGCGCAGUGAAAUUCAAUGCCCUCUCAGAACUUUACGGGACAUUACAAGAGAGUGUACCGCUACGUGAUAUCGAACGCGCGUGGGACCUCAUCAACCCAAAACGGCAAGAAGGCGUCGGCAAGGAUCAAGUCUUGUGCUUUUUGCACAUCUUGAAUCAACGCUCAAAUGGUAUUCGUGUACCCACCUCUGUACCACCAACUCUGCGUGCGACCUUUGCGAAAUCAGAGAUUAGCUAUGACACGAGCAAGUAUGAUAAAUCUGGCAAACUCAAGUCAACGAUAGCGGCUGAGUCAGAAGAUCGUCAAUCAGGUGGCGGCGCUUUUGGUUCAUCCUACUUGACAAAACUCGGAACAGGAUCGAGAGGGGCCAAACAACAAAAACCAGCAGAUUAUGCUGAGGAUAUCAAAGAUGGUGAUUGGGAACUCGUUCGAUUGAAGCGAGAAUUGGUUGAUUUGGAUGAGCAGAUUGCAGCUGCGGAACAGGCAAGUCAUGGCGAGCAAGCUGCCGCUCAAACGGGACUCAUUCGCAGGGAAUUGGAACAGUUGCUCGCCUUUAAGAAUGCAGAACUUGCACGAUUGGAUGCAAGCUCAAGGGACGGACCUGGUAGUGGCUCCCUCAAGAGCGUACAAGAAGACAUUGACAUGUUUAAGCAACAAGUCGACUCGCUCAACGCCUACCUAGCGGAUCGUCAAGCAACACUGGCAAAGCUAGAAAAGGAGAGAGAUGCAUUGCAGUCUUAAAUAGGCCAUCUGCCAUCAUUCAUGCUAGAGUAUAUAGCCUCAGUUUCAAAUAAUAUGUACAAGCUGCGUCGCUAGUCCAGCAAAGC
Molecule: messenger RNA, 1340 nt
Organism: Protomyces lactucae-debilis
Lineage: Eukaryota; Fungi; Ascomycota; Taphrinomycetes; Taphrinales; Protomycetaceae
Product: actin cytoskeleton-regulatory complex protein END3-domain-containing protein
Exons: 2
Coding region: 46-1254 (402 amino acids)
Biological process (GO): actin filament organization; endocytosis; actin cortical patch assembly
Cellular component (GO): plasma membrane; mating projection tip; nucleus
Molecular function (GO): protein binding; calcium ion binding
Source: RefSeq, a predicted model, not a curated record